Messenger RNA from Baudoinia panamericana UAMH 10762, 1716 nucleotides. RefSeq lists its product as uncharacterized. The coding region runs from base 1 to 1716 and encodes 571 amino acids. The record is from RefSeq and is a predicted model, not a curated record. The transcript has 2 exons. Gene Ontology annotation, molecular function: catalytic activity; FAD binding. NCBI's taxonomy places the organism in Eukaryota, Fungi, Ascomycota, Dothideomycetes, Mycosphaerellales, Teratosphaeriaceae. Gene Ontology annotation, cellular component: mitochondrion.
AUGCCCGCCAUUCAUCGCGCCCUUCCAGCGCUACGGCGCAUUCGCAUUGCCAACGCAACCUUCCAACAAGCAUCCCGCAUCCGACUUCAACCCUCCGCAGCGGCAGCAGCAUCACGUCCCGCAUACCAACUCCGCUAUCAACAUGCCGAAGCACAAACAGAAGCCGAGCCGACCACCUCCGCGUCCGGUGCAGACCAUGCACCGCAAGAACAACCCGACCGACCACAGCAAAAGAUCAAGUUCACAGCCGAUUCCUACCCGAGCCUGAAGCGAGAUUCACGCUUCAAGGAGCUUACGGAAGACGAUGUGAAGUACUUCAAGGAGUUGCUGGGUUCGGAAAGCGCGGUCAUUGACGGCGUGACGAAGGAUGCCUUUGAGGAGUUGGAUGCAUUCAACGCGGAUUGGAUGCGGAAGUAUCGGGGUCAAUGUCGGCUUGUGCUGAAGCCGGAGAGUACGGAGCAGGUCAGCAAGAUAUUGAAGUAUUGCAACGACAACAUGCUGGCUGUCAACCCUCAAGGCGGUAAUACGGGACUCGUUGGUGGUAGUGUUCCAGUAUUCGACGAGAUCGUUGUCAACUUGGCUCGUAUGAACAAUGUCCGCUCCUUCGACGAAGUCUCCGGCAUACUUGUAGCAGACGCAGGUGUGAUUUUGCAACAAGCAGAUGAUCAUGCAGCGCAACACGGCCACAUCUUUCCAUUGGACCUAGGCGCGAAGGGCAGCUGCCAGAUCGGCGGUAACGUGGCCACAAACGCCGGCGGACUGCGCUUAUUACGGUACGGCAGUCUACACGGCAACGUUCUGGGCCUCGAAGCUGUACUCCCCGACGGCACGAUCGUCGACGAUCUAUCAACACUCCGCAAGAACAAUACAGGGUACGACCUCAAACAGCUCUUCAUCGGCGGCGAAGGCACCAUCGGCAUCGUCACCGCCAUCUCCAUCCUUUGCCCGCAACGAAGUCCAGCAGUCAACGUGGCGUACUUCGGUCUGGAGAGCUACGAGAAAGUGCAGCAAGCGUUCCGUGAAGCGAAGAAGCAGCUCAGCGAGAUCCUCUCCGCUUUCGAAAUGAUGGAUGGGCAGGCGCAAAAAUUGUACGCCAAAGCAAACGGCGCACGACUGCCGUUAGAGGGCGAGCACCCUUUCUACUGUUUAAUUGAAACGAGCGGAUCGAACACGGAUCACGACAGCGAGAAGCUCAACACCUUCUUGGAGCACGUCAUGGGUGAGGAGAUUGUCUCUGACGGCGUGGUGGCGCAGGAUGAAUCGCAGCUCCAGUCACUGUGGGCGUGUCGCGAAGGGAUAUCAGAAUCCUCCCAGCAUUUCGGCGGAGUGUACAAGUACGAUCUUUCCAUCCCGCUGCCGCAACUUUACAGCUUGGUGGAAGAAGCGCGCUCACGCUUCGAAUCCAACGGAUUGAUGGGAGAUUCUGACGACUUCCCCGUUAUGGACGUGAUUGGCUACGGACACAUGGGUGACAGUAAUCUGCACCUCAACGUGGUAUGUCGGCGUUACGAUAAGGAAGUGGAGAAGGCGGUGGAGCCGUGGGUGUAUGAGUGGGUGGCCGAAAGGAAGGGGAGUAUCAGCGCGGAGCAUGGGUUGGGCUUGGCGAAGAAGCCAUUUAUUGGCUAUUCGAGGAGUGAGACGAUGGUUAAGUUGAUGAGGCAGGUGAAGGAGUUGUAUGACCCGAAUGGGAUCAUGAACCCGUAUAAGUAUAUAUAG